This is a messenger RNA of Equus caballus (horse), 1071 nucleotides long. RefSeq names its product testis-expressed protein 13A-like. NCBI's taxonomy places the organism in Eukaryota, Metazoa, Chordata, Mammalia, Perissodactyla, Equidae. The record is from RefSeq and is a predicted model, not a curated record. Gene Ontology annotation, molecular function: mRNA binding.
AUGGCUGUAAAUUUUAAUGAUCCAGACUGUGGCUUCUUUCAGAGAGAGGUUGUAGAUUUCAUAAAUAAGCAGCUACUUCGAGGUGGAGUUCGCCCGUACUUUUACAGGAUGCAGAUGUGUGAGUCCUGGGGUGAAAUGGAAGAGAAGUUGCGGGACAUCCUGACGGACUCAGCAAUAUCGAGAGCCAUCAAGGAGGCUUGUGCUUGGGGCACCCUGGCCCUGGCAGUACGCUUCGCACGGAGGCAGAAGAGGGACGAUAGAGAAAAGGUAAAAAAGCUCCAGGAUCAGCUGGAGGAGCAGAAGGUGUUCUCUAAUGCUUUGGUAGGGAUGGUGAAUAGACUCAGGGAUAAGCAAAAAAGAGAAAAGGAGAUUGCCCAGCUCCAACUUCAACAAAAUCUCACGAUCCUUCGUAGAGUAGAGGAAGAACGAAAUUUACUCAGGAAUGCGCUUCUUAGGGUGUUAAGGUCUCAGUUUCAGAAGCAGGAAAGAACAGAGGAAUUGGAGAAGGGAAAGGAGACACAGACAUUAGGCACGCUUGCUUUUGCUCCUGAUGCAGUCAGUUACUGGACAAGGGAGGGGGCCACGCAGGGAGCAGGCCCGGGGACUGCUGCUACUCCUAUGACUGCGGCUAUAGGGGGAGAGGCAAAGGGGCAGAAAGUGAUUUCCAUAUGGGGGAAUGACCAGGAGGUACCUGUUUUUCCUUGCUCUGAGAUCUUGAGGGCCUGGACCCAGGCUGGUCAGCUGCUGCCCUUUAGUCUCUCUGAAUCCUCUUACUCAUUCCUACCGACGUAUUCUCUCCCAGGAGCAGCAACAAAAGCUGCAGCCGUUCCUCUUGUGAAAAAUUCCCUGACUAGCUGGAAGGGUAAGCAUCUCCAUACCAGGAAGUUCUUGCCAGAGAGGUUUAAGCAAGAGGCUGGCAUCUGUCACUCUGCAAAAGAUACCAUCAGGCGCAAAGUAGGGGACUGGGACUGUGACCAGUGUUCUAGGAUCAAUUUCUCAUGGCGAAAGAUGUGUUUUAAAUGUAAAAAGUCCCGGUACACAGAGGAAAGUGGAGGCUCUGCCCGCAAUUAG